AUGCUCCAAGAGAUCUCUUUGUUGAAGCGUAGCAGACAGCAGGUUGAAGAUCUUGAUGAGCAGCAGGCUGCUAUCGACCGCGAGAAGACCAUCCACGCCGAGAUCAAGAAGAACAUUGAUGACGGUGAUGCCAAGAAGUACAGUGAGCAGUUUGAGACCCUCAACGCUGAGUACAAGCAGCUCAAUGAGGAAGGAUUCAAGUCACGUGAGGCCCGUAACAAGCUCUUUGAUGAGCGCACCCGCCUCAGAGGUCUUUUGGACGAGGAGUUCAACGCCCUGCGCACCUUGCGCGACGAUCACCGCAAGGCCAAUGACGAGUACUACAAUUUCAUCCGCCAGUUGCGUGAGCACAAGCGUGAGCAGGAGCGUCUGCGCAAGCUCCAGGCCGAGGCCGAACAGCGCAAGGAAGUUGCCGAGCAGGAGCUUGAGCUGGCUUCCAUGCCUGCAUUUGCCCACGAAAUUGCUCUGUGCGAGAACUUGGCCAAAUACCUUGGUGGAUUUGUCAACAACGGCCCCAUUGCUGCCUCUGCUGCCGCUGCCGCACCUGUCAAUGCUCCCGAGGGUAUGGUUUUGCUCAAGAAGACCGAUCUUGAGGAGACUUACUUUAUGGGUGGUGGAAAGAAGAACAAGAACAACAAGAACAAGAGCAACGGUAACAGCCCUACUGGUGCUGCUGGUGCUGAUAAGGCUUCUGUUCUUCCUAAGAAGUCUGACGCACUCAAGUUGCCCUUGUCUACACUCGAGGACUUUUUCCUUGUCAAGGUUACCGUGCCAACCAAGAUUACAGAGGUAGCUGUCACCCUUGAGAAGCUCAAGGAGCGAAGAGAGUACUACUUGUCUGAACAGCCCAAGGUGACCGAAAGCAACAAGCAAAAGGCUAUUGCCAAGAUCGCAGCAAUGGAGAAGGAAGAAGAGGAAAAGAAGGCUGCUGAGGAAGCUGAGAAGGAGGCCGAGAAGGAGGCCAAGAAGGAAGAGGCUGCUAAGAAGGCUGAAGCCAAGAAGGAAGAAGUCAAGGAAGAAGAGCCAAAGUCUGAGGAAUAA
Phycomyces blakesleeanus NRRL 1555(-) is the source of this 1041-nucleotide messenger RNA. RefSeq lists its product as hypothetical. The transcript has a single exon. Gene Ontology annotation, biological process: intracellular mRNA localization. The coding region runs from base 1 to 1041 and encodes 346 amino acids. Gene Ontology annotation, cellular component: endoplasmic reticulum; ribonucleoprotein complex; nuclear outer membrane-endoplasmic reticulum membrane network. The record is from RefSeq and is a predicted model, not a curated record. NCBI's taxonomy places the organism in Eukaryota, Fungi, Mucoromycota, Mucoromycetes, Mucorales, Phycomycetaceae. Gene Ontology annotation, molecular function: mRNA binding.